ACAUCCUCCAUCUGAAUUCAAAAAAGUAAUAAUAAAUCAGGCGCUAAAACCAAGCAUCAAACCAGAUUUGAAAUCGAAUUCAUUCAAUAAACAACUUGCGCAUUCAACACUCCUCUUCAACUCUUUCUAUCCCAAAACUCCUCCACUUCGCCAUUAAUCUUCAUCAGUUAUCAGUUAUCAAACACAUCAGAUCAAUCUCCAGUCUCUAGUCUCUAGAUUCUUGAAUCUUUACACAUGGGUUGUGUAUCAUCGCAUCUACUAAAUCAAGACGACGAUUUCACCCAAAUCGGCAGCUCCGCCUUGGGCCACCACAUCGUCUCUCUUACAUCCACCACAUACGGUCUCUUAACUCUCGACCCAUCAUCCUCCCCGACCACCGUACCCCCCACUCCACCGCCGCGUUUCACCCUCAGCUCAUUCUUCCCCUCUCCAUCCCCACUUUCUGAAUCCAACUCCGAUCCAAAUCCACCGCCUGAAGUCAUUAACUCAUGGGAACUCAUGGCUGGACUCGAUUCCACCGCCGAUAGCUUCCGUUUCUCCCCACAACCGUCUAAACCUUCCCCUUUCAGAUACGCCCUUCUCGAUUCAGAAAACGUAAACCCCACCAAAGAUCCCUCAAGCCCUAAUUAUAAAAACCCUAAAUUUGUCAAAUCCUUAGCGUCUAAACCAAAUUUCCUGGAUAAAUUUGAAGCGCUGUGUCCGCCCAAGGGAGAGAACAAGGUAGUGAUCUAUACCACGACAUUGCGAGGGGUGCGGAAGACUUUUGAAGCUUGUAAUGCAGUCAGAGCAGUGAUCGAGGGAUUUGGGGUUUUUUUCUGCGAGAGAGAUAUAUCAAUGGAUCGAGGUUUUAGAGAAGAGCUUUGGGAACUCAUGAAAGGGAAAGAUAAACACGAAUUGGUGCCACCUAGGGUGUUUGUAAAAGGGAGGUAUGUGGGUGGAUCCGAUGAGGUUUUGAGGAUAGCGGAAGAAGGGUGUUUGGGUAAAUUGCUUGAAGGUUUACCCAAAUCAAAACCAGGGUAUGUAUGUGAGGUUUGUUGUGGUUCAAGAUUCUUGCCAUGUCUUACUUGUAAUGGAAGCUGUAAAAUGGUGAUGGUUUUGAAGAAAGAGAUUGAUGGAGAAGAAUUGGGGAAGACUGUGAGGGUGCAAUGUAGCGAUUGUAAUGAGAAUGGACUGGUUCGUUGCCCCAUUUGUAGUUGAUCUUCAUCUUCAUCCAUCAUUGGUAUUUGGUUUGUUAUUUUCAUGAAUAUCCUUUCCUUUUUGGAUGAAAAACUAUAAAUAAAAUCCAGAUGAUAUUUAUGAAAUCAUGAAACCAUCAAUGUGGUAAGACUUGACCUUAAUUAGUCUGAAUGAUUCUUGUAGUGCUGCCUUUUAGUUUGCAGUAUCUCUUGAUCGAUUUACAAUAGUUCUUUUCUUGUAUCUAAGUAAGUAUUCGAAGUUUUAUUUUGUGAAACUUUAGAAUAGGCAUUAUGUGGUUUAGUUUUGGUUAACUUUGAGUUAUGGCUUUCAAUGCAUUUAUGUUUACACCA
Molecule: messenger RNA, 1526 nt
Organism: Lactuca sativa (garden lettuce)
Lineage: Eukaryota; Viridiplantae; Streptophyta; Magnoliopsida; Asterales; Asteraceae
Source: RefSeq, a predicted model, not a curated record